AUGUCUGCCGAACAACGGGUACCUGCCUGGAAGAGGCUGGGUCUUAGUCUGACGAACGCCAAAGACACCGCCCCGACCCCCGCUUCUUCUGCUACUUCAACCAAACGUUCGAGAGAUGAUGCCGACACUCCCAAAGGUUCUAAGAAGCAGAGACUCGAUCAGAAUGGAGCCAAUGUAUCUAGCCCUGCUCAGAAGCAGUCACAGCCCUCGUCAGUAGCUCCGAUAUCCAGUCCAAUGCCCUCGAGAUUGCGGGCCUCGCCUGAGAAGUCGAUUCUAGCUACACCCAACAGCAAGCAAGGACGUCGCAAGUCCGUUGUCUUCUCGAACGAUACCAAACAACAAGACGGAGACAGCGCCCAGACCUACUUCCAAGCCUGGGCUGCCGACGAACUAGAUUACUACGCUCAAAAGGCUGCCGCUUACGACGCCGCCGAAGCAGCAAAGGCUACAGGAACCAACAAGCCUCAGGACCCUACAAAGACCGAGUCAUCUCAGCCUGAAAGUGCGCCGGAAGCCGAUUCGACUUCUGAGAAGGAAGAGAAGAGCCCAAUCAAGCAAGACAAGAAGAAGUCAAAGGCCGAAAAGAAAGAAGCGAAGAAGGAGAAGAAGCAAGAACAAUCAACAGAAACAAACGACCCUGCAGUCGUGAAGAAAGUCAAGGUUCGCACGCCAAAGGACAACGUCAACAAGCCAGUACCAGAGUACGUCCGCUACCUGGAACAAUAUCACACCGACCGACCCUCUUGGAAAUUCAACAAGUCCAAACAGAACGAUCUGCUCAAGAAUAUCUGGAACACCUACCGCGUCCCUGUAUCUUGCAACGAAGCUCUUGUGGAAUAUCUCGACGGUUUACAAGGAUCAGCCGCACGUCAGCGUUUGCGCCAGGCUGCUCAAUCCGCCAAUAUCGACAUAGUCUCCUUCAUUCGUUCUGAAAUUCCAGAAGUCAAGGACGAGCCCAUGGAGACUCUAGAGGCAAGACUAGCUGCUUACAGCAAGGCUGAGGAAAGGCAGAAGGAGAUCUUGCGCCAGAAUGGCAUCGACCCAGAUCCUCAGAAGACCAAGCUAUUACAAGAGCAGAGAGACUACGACGAGCGUGUGCAGACGGUUUACAGAAUCAUGAGCAAGGGCGAGCCUCAGUCAGCCGCCCGGGCAGCACCAGCCAUCAAGGAGGAAUCUAAGGUCGACACUGCUCGUUCGAUACGUAAGAAGAGAAAGUCAAGAACCGACGUCUCUGAUAGCGAAAGCAGCUCUAGCGAUAGUGAUAGCUCGAGCGACGACGACGACAGCGAUAGCGAUAGCGAUAGCGACAGUGCUGGCGAGAGCGAGAGCGAAAACGAGAAGCCUAUCAAAAAGGUCAAGGCCGAUAGCUCUGGCGAGGACGAGAAACCUGCCAAAAAGAAGGCCAAGACCGAGAAGGUCAAGACUGAGAAGGUCAAAAGUGAGAAGGCCAAGAUCGCAAAGCUCAAGGCUCAGCUUGCAAAGGCAAAGAUUGCAAAGCUUGAGGCCCAACUUGCGAAGGUCAAGGCCAAGGCUGGCUCGGACUCGGACAGCUCAGAUUCUAGUUCAGACUCAGAAAGCGAGGACUCAUCUUCCUCGUCUGAAGAGUCAGAAAGCGAUUCAGACAGUGAUUGA
This is a messenger RNA of Aureobasidium subglaciale EXF-2481, 1632 nucleotides long. RefSeq lists its product as uncharacterized. The coding region runs from base 1 to 1632 and encodes 543 amino acids. The record is from RefSeq and is a predicted model, not a curated record. The transcript has 2 exons. NCBI's taxonomy places the organism in Eukaryota, Fungi, Ascomycota, Dothideomycetes, Dothideales, Saccotheciaceae.